GACUUUGCUUCAUCCCCCCCCCCCACAGCCACACAGCAACUGACCGUUUGCUUGUUUGCUGCCACCGACCACAAGUACCAGGGCACGACGUCUCUGUUUGCCACAUUAAAUCACACACCGAGGAUGGCAACUGUUGAACAAAACCACGAUGAGCACGAGUACCUUCGGCUUGUGCAGCGCAUCUUGGACACCGGCAAGACGCGCUCCGACCGCACAGGCACGGGCACCAUCUCCUUGUUUGGAGCGCAGAUGCGGUUCUCCCUGCGCGAGGGCUUCCCACUGCUGACCACCAAGCGCGUGUUCUGGCGCGGCGUGCUCGAGGAGCUCCUCUGGUUCAUUGCCGGCGACACAAACGCCAACCACCUCGCAGAGAAGAAGGUGCACAUUUGGGACGCCAACGGUUCGAAAGAGUUUUUGGAGCAGCGGGGCCUCGGCCAUCGCGAGGAAGGCGACCUUGGACCAGUAUAUGGCUUCCAGUGGCGCCACUUUGGCGCACAGUACACCGACAUGCACGCAGACUACCAGGGCAAGGGCGUUGACCAAAUUGCAAACGUCAUUGAGCAGAUCAAGACGAACCCUGACUCUCGCCGCAUCAUCAUGUCUGCGUGGAACCCAGUCGAUCUGCCGCAUAUGGCCCUGCCACCAUGCCACGUCCUCGCACAGUUUUACGUCCAGGACGGCGAGCUCUCCUGCCAACUCUACCAGCGCAGCGCUGACAUGGGCCUUGGCGUGCCCUUCAACAUUGCCAGCUAUUCGCUCCUGACUGUCAUGAUUGCGCACGUGUGCGGUCUUCGGCCCGGCGAUUUUGUUCACACCAUCGGCGAUGCACACGUGUACUCGAACCACGUCGACGCGCUCAAGGAGCAGCUGACACGCGAGCCACGCCCCUUCCCCACGCUCAACAUCAAGCGAGACGUCACAAGCAUCGAUGACUUCAAGGCGGAGGACUUUGAGCUUGUUGGAUACAAGCCCCACGGCAAGAUUGCAAUGAAGAUGGCCGUGUGAGUGAACACACGACGUGUGUGUGUGUGUGUGUGUGUGUGUGUGUGUGUGUGUGUGUGUGUGUGGUGAUGACGACAACCU
This is a messenger RNA of Salpingoeca rosetta, 1083 nucleotides long. Its product is annotated as thymidylate synthase. The record is from RefSeq and is a predicted model, not a curated record. Gene Ontology annotation, biological process: dTMP biosynthetic process. Gene Ontology annotation, cellular component: mitochondrion; cytosol. The transcript is spliced from 9 exons. Gene Ontology annotation, molecular function: thymidylate synthase activity. NCBI's taxonomy places the organism in Eukaryota, Choanoflagellata, Craspedida, Salpingoecidae. The coding region runs from base 124 to 1005 and encodes 293 amino acids.